CCCCGCUCCUUCUCCUGCCUGGCUGCGAGCGCGGCGCGAAGGGCGCGCGCAGAGGAGGAGCGGCGUUGUGCAAGUGGAGGUCACCCGAGUGGAGCGGGGUGGGGGGAAGGAGCAUGGCAGCAGCCUUAAUACUCCGCGGAUCCGCCAGCUUUCUCUGCAAGCCUAGGACGGUGCACACUGCCAGCCUCGCACUGGUGUGUUCUAGGGCAAUGGCCUCCAAAACCCCUGUUGGAUUCAUUGGGCUGGGUAACAUGGGAAAUCCAAUGGCAAAAAACCUGGUAAAACAAGGAUAUCCUGUUAUUGCAUAUGAUGUAUUCCCAGAAGCUUGCAAAGAAUUUCAAGACUCGGGUGCACAGGUAACGGAUUCUCCAGCAGAUGUAGCAGAAAGAGCAGACAGGAUUAUUACUAUGCUACCUUCCAGCCCCAAUGCAGUAGAAGUUUACAUGGGAGCAAAUGGAAUUCUAAAGAAAGUGAAGAAAGGUUCCUUGUUAAUAGAUUCCAGUACUAUUGAUCCCGCAGUUUCAAAGGAACUGGCUAAAGCAGUUGAAAAAAUGGGAGCUGUUUUCAUGGAUGCCCCUGUUUCUGGAGGAGUUGGAGCCGCUCGAGCUGGAAACCUUACUUUCAUGGUUGGUGGAGUGGAACAAGAGUUUGAUGCUGCCAAAGAGUUGCUGACAUGCAUGGGUUCCAAUGUGGUAUAUUGUGGAGAGGUUGGAACUGGACAGGCAGCCAAGAUCUGCAACAACAUGCUCUUAGCUAUCAGUAUGAUUGGAACUGCUGAAGCUAUGAAUCUUGGAAUCAGGUUAGGGCUUGACCCAAAACUGCUGGCCAAAAUCCUAAAUAUGAGCUCAGGUCGUUGCUGGUCAAGUGACACUUACAAUCCUGUUCCAGGAGUAAUGGAAGGAGUACCUUCUGCUAAUAACUACCAAGGUGGCUUUGGAACAACACUCAUGGCUAAGGAUCUUGGCCUGGCACAGAUUUCUGCUACCAACACUAAGACACCAGUCCCCCUGGGAUCUCUAGCACAUCAGAUCUACAGGAUGAUGUGUGCAAAGGGCUAUGCCCUGAAAGACUUCUCAGCCGUGUUCCAGUUUUUACGUGAGGAGGAGAAUUUGUGAGCUGUUUUUAAACAACAGACACUAUUACAAACCAAAUGCUUUUUUGGGAACCUUCUUGUAGCUCAUUUGAGAAAUAUUUGGGUUUAGUCAGUGGUCACAAGUCAUGAUCCCGAUCCCAUGCAGAUCUCUCUGCUUUUGGUUGUCCAGGUCACAGCAAACUCCAGGAUUUUGCAUCAUUUGAUUGGUGGAAAAAGGGGUUGUUUGUUUUGGCUACACAGUAACAGUUUUUUAAGAAGCAUGGUAAGAUUUUCACAAGUACCUAAUUCUUUGCAUAUAAAACACCUGACAUUAUGGCUAUUAAUUGUACAAAGUAGUUAAACUGACUCUUAUAUAGUAAAAGGAAUGACAUUUGGUGGCCAGUGUUGCUGAUAAACUGGCUUUCAUUAGUUCUUAAUAAAAAUGAAGUUCUUUGUGGAAAAAGGGAAAACCCUAAUAAGGAAGAAAUGCAUCUGAGAUGGAUUUCCCUCCCACUUUUUCUUAAAUAUACUAGCUUUUAGUCUUAAAAGUGGGUUGAGUUCUCCUUUGUAUUAGUGUUCCUGAUUUUAACUUCUCGGUGAGUGUAAGUGGAAGGCUGUUACAAAAUGUUUAACUGAUAGACUUAGUUCAAAUAACAUGGUAUGUAUGCCUCUCUUGUAAAGCUCCAUUAUUAUAUUUUGCUAACCCAAUUUUAUAUUUUCUUAUACCCUAUUGCACAUUUUCAAAAUUGAUAAAUAGCACCUACUAAAAAUUCUAACAUGUACAUUUGCUUUAAGUAAUUACUGCAAUAUUAUAAAUCUAAAUAAAUCCCAUUAUUUUGAAGUCAAAUAAAAAUCUGUGCUGCUAAAUGCCUGCUAUAAAGUUGCU
This is a messenger RNA of Alligator sinensis (Chinese alligator), 1958 nucleotides long. It is a transcript of the gene HIBADH, whose product is annotated as 3-hydroxyisobutyrate dehydrogenase. The coding region runs from base 114 to 1115 and encodes 333 amino acids. The transcript has 8 exons. Gene Ontology annotation, cellular component: mitochondrion. Gene Ontology annotation, molecular function: NADP binding; NAD binding; 3-hydroxyisobutyrate dehydrogenase activity. NCBI's taxonomy places the organism in Eukaryota, Metazoa, Chordata, Crocodylia, Alligatoridae. Gene Ontology annotation, biological process: L-valine catabolic process. The record is from RefSeq and is a predicted model, not a curated record.